Polyodon spathula (Mississippi paddlefish) is the source of this 2527-nucleotide messenger RNA. Its product is annotated as tumor necrosis factor alpha-induced protein 8-like protein 1. Bases 317 to 877 code for a protein of 186 amino acids. The transcript is spliced from 2 exons. NCBI's taxonomy places the organism in Eukaryota, Metazoa, Chordata, Actinopteri, Acipenseriformes, Polyodontidae. Gene Ontology annotation, cellular component: cytoplasm. The record is from RefSeq and is a predicted model, not a curated record. Gene Ontology annotation, biological process: regulation of apoptotic process.
UUUUUUCUGGGAGUCAAGUUUCAAGCGCUUGUAACCGAUCCGUGAAGAAAAACCUUCAUCAAUUAUUUACGCUGAUGUUUACCUGACGCAGCUGCAGAGUGGGCACGACACGGCUUCAUUUUAACAGAGGGAAUUGUUUGGGACAAAGAGGGAUUCAUUUGGAAUACUUGCCCCCGUCCGAUCACGAUGUGGAUUCGGGAGUUUGCAUCGAAGAAAGUUUGAAAAAAAAAAAGAAAAAGUUUCACAAACGCGUGUUUUUUUUUUGUUUGCAGACGCCAGUGUCCGGUUGAGAGGGAAGCACACACACAAAGACAGCAUGGAUACCUUCAGCACAAAGAACCUGGCUCUGCAGGCGCAGAAGAAGCUGAUGAGCAAGAUGGCAACCAAGUCGAUGGCCAGCAUGUUCAUCGACGACACCAGCAGCGAGGUCCUGGACGAGCUGUACCGCGUGGCCAAGGAGUACACGCGGAACCGCAAGGAAGCGCAGAAGGUCAUCAAGAACCUCAUCAAGACGGUGGUGAAGCUGGGCGUGCUCUACCGCAACAACCAGUUCAACGGGGAGGAGCUGGCCCUGGUGGAGCGCUUCCGCAGGAAGGUCCACACCCUGGCCAUGACAGUGGUUAGCUUCCACCAGAUUGAGUUCACCUUUGACCGGCGCGUCCUCUCCACCAUGCUCAACGACUGCAGGGAGCUCCUGCACCAAGCUGUCAACCGCCACCUGACGGGCAAGUCCCACGCCAGGAUCAACCACGUCUUCAACCUCUUCGCGGACUGCGACUUCCUGGCUGCCCUCUACGGGCCCUCUGAGGUCUACCGGCCGCACCUGCAGAAGAUCUGCGAGGGCAUCAACAAAAUGCUGGACGAUGGUAACCUCUGACCUUCUCAAUGUCCGUUAUCUCAACCCGCUCCCUGAUCAGGACAGGGUGGAAGUGAGACUCCUAUUGCGUAGCAGUUUCACCCAUUCCAGGUUCGACGAUGAGCUUGAUUAGCCACAGCGUGGAGGUAACAGGUGUGUCUUAUGAAAGUCGGGGAAUGGAUCAAACUGCUGUGCAAUGAGAGUCUUAUUUCCAUCCCUGACAUAGGGGCUGAUACUGAGUUUUUUGUGCAAGUGAUAAAUUAAGACUUAUUGCAGAAUGUCAUUCAAAGAAGAAAUUAAAUGAAGAUGUGAUAUUUGUUUUCCACUUUGGGGAGGGCUGGUUUUUAUUGUAAGUCCCAAAGACUGACCUACCAAACAAAGUCAUUUGCAUUAAACUGAACAGAACAGAGCAACCCCCGACAAUUGUAACAUUCUCUCGACCAAAGAAACGGGACUGGAUCGAAAUAAGUCAUGUUCAUUUAUAUUUAUGCUUUGAAAAUUACAGAUCUGCCAUUCAGGAAAACUAACUUGUGAAUGCAGUUAAUGCAGGAGGCAGGGGAAGGCUGUUGUGGCAAUAUAAGAUAUAUAUAUAUAUAGGACUGAGUGGCAGUGCUCUGCCCAGCACCUGGAUUCAUUGAGGAUUACCAAGGCUGUUUAUAGCCUGACGUUAACAAGUCGAGGCACCUUGUACAGGUAUACACAGCUGUGUGGCGACACCUGAACAUGGUGAUGUGUACAGGGCUUGUGCUUCCCCAAACAGGCACCCCAGGGAAACAAGGACUUGUGCUGCUUAAUGCUGCCGAUCAUUGCUGUCUCUCUUCUGUGUUCAAAUCAGUUCUCCUUUGCCUCCACUUCAAGGCGUACGGCAGAACCUCUGGGCAAAGAACAACCUCCAAGCCAAGCCUUUCAACCAGUGUGAAAAAGAGAAGACAGUAUCACUCGGACGCAUUGAUCUAUCGGCAUUCUCACAAUAAAAAGGGGAAGCUGCUGGGGAUCCGUGUCACCUCCCCACUAUUGUACCCCCCAAUCCACACCACCUAAACAAUACGCUGUUUGCGCACAUCGCACCACGCGAUGGCCCUUCAUAAUCAAACCUUUAUAUAGGGUAGAAAAAGGGGAGGCUGAGUUGGGCAGGAUUUUUCUACUCCCCUUUAAGGUGUUAUCUUUUUACAAAAUUCAGGCAUAAAGAAACCCGUUUCCUUGUACAAUGGGGGUUUGGUGCCUACGUAAUAUGAUAUAUUCCUUCUUAAAUUUAAGAAUUCCAUUUGGUGUGAGUAAUUCAUCCCACCUGAAGGAGGGGGGGGGGGUUAGAAAGCUUAGACCUUUUGCCUCGCCCUGAUUAACAUGCAUGUGCAUCUCUGGAAAUAUUCGGGGUAGGGCAGAGGUAAAACAAACUGUCUGCUGCAUAACGGUUUUAGACGCCUUUAUGCUCCACACAUAAAGAAAAGUGACAGUCUGGUUAUGGGGUUAUUGUUUUGUGUUUGUAAAUAUUAAUGAGGUUCAGCUGUACUGAUGCCGUCUUGUCUUUCAGAAGUACGUUUGCACCAGGUUUGAAUUAUUCUCAUUGCUGUUAUAUUUGUUAUCGUUGUUUUAAAAUGUUUAUGAUGAAGGCAACAAUGAUGUUAAUAUAAUUUGUUGUGUGCUUACUUUAAAAUAUAUAAUUAUAUAUAU